UUGUUUCUCUAUAAUACCAUAGAUUUCUAGGAGUUGACAUACAUUUUCAGCGAAGGUUCAAAUCUCGAAAUUUGGGAACAAAAAAAGGUUGAGCAUAUAGCAGGGCGGCUUUCAUUUCUUUCAUCAGUCGGAACAAACGUAGAUUUACUUUAUACCCUUGAACAAAUAUCAUCCGCCUGUCAGUUUUUUUAAGAUGGCAUCAUCUUCACAAUAUGCUCACAGAUGGAAAUACGACGUCUUUGUGAGUUUCAGAGGUGAAGAUAUCCGUAAAACAUUUAUUGAUCAUCUGUUUAGUGAUUUCAGAAGGAAAGGGAUCUAUCCGUUCAGAGAUGAUAAGAAGUUAAAGAGGGGAGAAGAGAUAGCACCGGAACUCUAUAGAGCCAUCGAACAGUCAAGGUUCUUGAUAGUCAUAUUCUCAAAUGACUAUCCCUCAUCUACAUGGUGUAUGAGGGAGCUUGUGAAGAUCCUUGAAUGCAAAAAGAGAGAUGAUGAAUACGAAGUUCGGGUACUUUUCUACAAUGUCACCCCUGAAGUGGUAAAGAAUCAAAGUGAUAGUUACAAAGAAGCCUUCAAUAAACAUGAAGCUUUAAACAGAAAAGAGGUACCCAAGUGGAAGGAAGCUCUUAAAUUCUCUGCCAACUUAUCAGGAUGGGACCUCCAAUCUCUUUCCAAUGGGCAUGAGCCAAAACUUAUAGAAGCAAUCUCAAAGGAGAUAUUUUAUAAACAAACCAAUGGGCCGUUAGAUGUUGGUGACAACCUAGUUGGAUUAUACUCCCGUGCAGAUCAAAUGGACCUUUUGCAGCUUGUAGAGCCAGGUAAGGUUCACAUGAUAGGAAUAUGUGGUAUUGGUGGAAUAGGGAAAACAACAAUCGCCAAAGCUGUCUUUAACCUCCUGCACAAACAUUUUGAGGCAUACAGCUUUUGUGAAGAUAUUAAAGGUGCCGAAGAACGUCAUGGCUUAGUCCAUCUCCAGGAAAACCUUCUUGAGAGUCUUAUGCACGCAAGCAAUAUUAAGAUACGUAGCAUUGGUCACGGAGUCAGCAUAAUAAAGAGAAGUUUGUCAAACAAAAAGGUACUUGUUGUACUAGAUGAUGUAGAUGAUUACAACCAAUUGGAAGCUUUAGCUGGAUCACCUUCUUGGUUUGGUCCUGGAAGUAUUAUUAUAGUUACCGGUAGAGAUAAACAGUUGCUGAUUGCUCGUGGAGUUGAAGAUAUAUACGAGGUUGACCUUUUACACGACUAUGAAGCGCUUGAGCUUUUUAGUCUUUACGCCUUUAGAAAUAAAGAUCCAAAAGAAGAAUUUAAAGAUCUUGCUAACGAAGUAGUUAAUUAUGUUAAAGGACUUCCCCUUGCUCUUAAAGUUUUGGGCAGCUUUCUAUUCAUGAAGACUGUAAAAGAAUGGGAAACUCAACUACAGAAGCUUCGCAGAUCUCCUCAUUCACAAAUACAGCAAGUACUUCGGAUAAGUUAUGAUGCGCUAGAUUAUGAUCAAAGAAACAUCUUCCUUGACAUUUCAUGUUUCUUCAAAGGGGAGAACAAAGAUUAUGUUAUGAAAGUUUUAGAUGGCUGUGAUUUGUUUUUUGCAACUAAUAUUAGAGUUCUUAUUGAUAAGGCAUUAGUAUCAGUUUGUAAUGAUAGACUGGAAAUGCAUGAUUUGAUCCAAGAUAUGGGCAGGCAAAUUGUACAUGAAGAAUCUGAAGAGCCUGGUAGGCGCAGCAGAUUAUGGUUUCCAUCAGAUGUAUUCUUUGUAUUAAACAAGGAUAAGGGAACUGAAGCUGUUAAAGGCAUAGCCUUGGAUGUUUCGCGUUUAGAACUCAAUAUUUGUAGUGAAACCUUCAAAAACUUGAAUCAUCUUCGACUACUAAGCUUUCGUAUCAGAUCAUGGAAUGACCUUAGAGACCCUAAUGGCAAAAUACGAGAGAGCAAAUUGGGCAUAGAAACAAAGGUGAAGGCAAUUUCUAGAAGCCUUGAUCUAUUGUCAAGUGAAUUAAGGUUAUUUUGUUGGCAUGGGUACCCGUUCCAGCAUUUACCAUUAGCGUUCUACCCAGAGAGCCUUGUUGUUCUUGAUUUGUCAUAUAGUUACAUCAAAGAAAUUUGGAGCGGAUCAAAGGGUUUCAUAAAGUUGGUGUCAAUGAAUCUUGGUCAUUGUCGUAACUUGAUAAAGACACCGGAUUUCACUACAACUCCGAAUCUUGAAGAACUAGUACUUAUCGGCUGUGAAAAUUUGAUCGAAAUUCACCCAUCGGUUGGACUGCUCACAAGCCUAGUUGUCUUAAAUUUGAGAGACUGCAAACGUCUUGCGAGUCCUCCUAAGUGCACUAGAUUGACAUCUCUUCAAAUUCUUAAUAUGUCUGGUUGCAAGAAAUUGAAUCAAUUUCCUGAAGAUCUUGGAAAAAUGAAAGCAUUAGUGGAACUUCAUGCUGACAGGACUUGCAUCAAGCAACUUCCCUAUUCUGUAUUGUCUCUUGGCAACCUUCGUGUAUUAGCAUUAGGCCAACGAGGAGGUAUGCAAAAUAACUCGUUGGGUUCUAUCCGUUGGCCGUCAGUCAUACCAAGCAGGACGCACCACCCACCAGGUGCAGUAUUGCCUUCUUUAUCCAAUUUAAACAAGUUAAGGCAUAUAAAUAUUAGUCACUGUAACCUAACAGAAGCUAACCUUGAUGGCAUUGAAUGUUUAUCAAUGCUUGAAACUCUAAACCUGAGUGGGAAUGAUUUCAAAAGUUUGCCUAGUUUAUCUAAACUUGUGCGCCUUGAAACACUCGGGCUGGUUGGUUGUAAGAAGAUGGAGGCUUUGCCAGAACUUCCUCCAAAUAUUGGAUUGAUUGAGGCACAGGACUGCAUAUCGUUGAGGGAAUUACCAAUGAGAUCAACCAUAUAUGAAAGUAACACUCUAUGCUUCGAUUUCACCAACUCUCCGAAAGUGAUGGAAAAUCAAUCAGUUGAAAGCCUGGUUACCAUGUUGCUGCCACAGGGACGCAUUGAUCCUUAUAAGAUAGUGAGUGUACACCUUCCAGGAAGUAGAAUUCCUGGGUGGUUUACUAAUCAAAUUGUGGGAGAUUGUAUAAAAGUGGAGUUACCUCCAGAUUGGUGUUACGAAAAGUUCAAAGGGAUAGCAAUAUGCCUUGUUUUUACUACCAGAAAUCGCAACCGCCGCAAGAGUAACUAUGGAUCAGUUUGGUAUACAUUCAAAAACUAUGAUGAUACCCCUAUUGGUAAUGUCCACUCUUUUCCAGAUACUGUAUAUCAAUACGAAAACGUAGGAAUCAACUCGGACCAGAUGCAUCUGUGUUAUCAUCAAUCUGGACCAGAUUGGGAGAAAGCAAGAGAUUUCAUUUCGGUUUCAUUUGACGUCUAUGGUAAAGAUUGUGUGGUGAAAAUGUGUGGUGCGAGACUGGUGUUUGAGGAAGAUGCACAAGAAGAAGAACAAGGUAGUGGUUUGAAAAUGAUUCAAUGGCUACCUCUGCCUUCUCAUGCUGAAGACUAAUUAUGGAAUAAUUUAUUUCACCAUAAUUGUAAGUUUAAAGAAAAACAUGUUAUCUCUUCUCAUAACUGUGUCAUCUAUGUUACAAAAGAAGCAAUAAAAUUUGUAAUUAGAUGAUUACUCAAUUGGAUUGUAUGAUGGUUUUGGUGAUCUACGGUUUUGAUUCGUUAUCCGAACUUUGAGACUUUCCAGCAA
Molecule: messenger RNA, 3676 nt
Organism: Helianthus annuus (common sunflower)
Lineage: Eukaryota; Viridiplantae; Streptophyta; Magnoliopsida; Asterales; Asteraceae
Product: disease resistance protein RPV1
Exons: 7
Coding region: 194-3484 (1096 amino acids)
Biological process (GO): signal transduction; defense response
Molecular function (GO): ADP binding; protein binding
Source: RefSeq, a predicted model, not a curated record